This is a messenger RNA of Gryllus bimaculatus (two-spotted cricket), 730 nucleotides long. The record is from the annotation of a GenBank genome assembly. Lineage: Eukaryota; Metazoa; Arthropoda; Insecta; Orthoptera; Gryllidae.
CGCGGCUACUUAACCGCUUCGCGCGUCCCGCCUCCGGGAUUCUGUUUUUCUUCUCUGUAGCAUGUGCAUGCAAUAGCUCUCGUCAUGCGGUGGCGGGGUAAUAGGUUUCAGUGGGAAGAGGGAUUGGAGGGGCUGGAACAUCUUACGCAUAACACGCUUUUUGGGAUGCUGGCUGUGGGGGCGGUGUUGGAGGGGAGAGGGGCUAAUCAAAAUCAAAAUAAAGCGGUUGGCGGCGGCGGCGACGAGGAAGUGAUCCAUCCGCCGGUUGUCUGUCCGCUGUUGUACAGCCCUGUGUGCGCCGAAGACCAUUCGGGCGCGAAGAACACCUUCGACAAUGACUGCCUCCUCACGGCCAGUACCCGCCGACGCCAAGACGGCUUGCGUAAACUCCACGACGGCGCGUGCUAAGCUGUGAGUGACAAAUAGGUGGCAGUACAAUGUGCCUUUUGGGGGAUCUACAAUUACACUGGAUCACCUAGAACGCCAUUUUCUAUUGCAACUACCACCGUUGAGGGCCUGGACAUUUUUCAUCUGGUUCAAGCGAACAAUGCUAAGUCACGAAAAAAAGUGCAAAUACAACGACAUGUAAAUAAAAAAAAUAGCAUGUUAAAAUUAUCUGUGCUUCUGCUAUGUUGAAAUAAACUUGGCAUCUGAAUAUUAUAUAAUAUGUUAUUCUUUAUGGUAUAUCCAGUUCCUUUUCUUCCCGAGAACUUUCCUUAUAGGUAUCGCC